AUGCCAACUAAUGCUUAUUUUUCACACACGGAAAAUUUAUUAUUGGCAAUGAUGUUUGAUCCCGGUGACUUUGUAAGAGAAUUGGCAAUUCGCAGGAUAUUGAAAGCUAGACAACAAACACCUAAAAUUAAUUUUGAAGCUAAAGAUUACAUUAAUCUUACUGACUGGCAAAAAUGUACCAUUACAGAGCCGCCAUUAGUAAUUAAACUUUCAGAUAAUUGCUUUCAACAGCUUAUUACAGAGAAACAAUUAUCAUUGACUUAUUUCGAUGUCAUACGCAAACCGUGGAAAGAUGAGUCAAAACUGUAA
Molecule: messenger RNA, 309 nt
Organism: Psylliodes chrysocephalus
Lineage: Eukaryota; Metazoa; Arthropoda; Insecta; Coleoptera; Chrysomelidae
Source: the annotation of a GenBank genome assembly